ACUAUCUUUCUUCUUGAACCAACUCAACACGCCAAAAGCCCCUUCCUUUUUUCUGUCCACUUCUCUACACCAAUAACCAUUUAGUCUUUUCCUUUUUCAUAUAAUAAAAACUUCAGAGUACUUUCUAAAUUUGACUUGCAAUGGAAGAUCACAAAGAGAAGGCAUGGCUAUCAGUGCCAACAUUUGGGGACUGGGAUCAAAAAGGAGUUGUGCCAGACUACUCAAUGGAUUUCUCAAAAAUAAGAGAGAAUAGGAAAAGGAACAAAUCAAGAGCCAGUCUAGGAAAUGAGGAAGAACUCAAUUCCUCCUCAACUACAAGUAAUAAUAAUGUGAAUACAGUUCAUUCAUCAGCCCAAAGCAGUGAUCAACAUUACCAUCAAAAACACUCUCCAAAUACAAGGAGAAGCAUUUUCAGUUGCUUCAAUUGUUGUGUGAAAGCUUGAAGCUUCAUGCGAUUAAUUUUGGUGUUCUAUGUAUUGAUAAAUGUACCAAUUAUAUAAUCAAGUUGAUUUCAUUUCCCAUGUUUUGAAGUUGUUAGAAAUAGGAAAUUAAUAUUGUUUUUUUUUUUUAUCUUCACAUUUGAUGAUCUAACAACUUUUGUCAAGAACAGGAGUCAAGUGCUAAUGAUGAUUGCUUCUUAUUA
Messenger RNA from Capsicum annuum, 643 nucleotides. RefSeq lists its product as uncharacterized. The transcript is spliced from 3 exons. Bases 141 to 443 code for a protein of 100 amino acids. NCBI's taxonomy places the organism in Eukaryota, Viridiplantae, Streptophyta, Magnoliopsida, Solanales, Solanaceae. The record is from RefSeq and is a predicted model, not a curated record.